Messenger RNA from Sorghum bicolor (sorghum), 1430 nucleotides. RefSeq names its product hydroxypyruvate reductase. The coding region runs from base 64 to 1221 and encodes 385 amino acids. NCBI's taxonomy places the organism in Eukaryota, Viridiplantae, Streptophyta, Magnoliopsida, Poales, Poaceae. Gene Ontology annotation, molecular function: NAD binding; phosphoglycerate dehydrogenase activity. The transcript is spliced from 10 exons. The record is from RefSeq and is a predicted model, not a curated record.
GGGAGUGACGAGUGAGUCACUCUCUCCAACCUCCCGUCCGUUUGUUUCCUUUCCCUUUCCUAUAUGGCCGGAGGAGCAAGAUUAGUUGGCAGACUCGGCCGCCACUCCACCUUCUUGCUCCUGCACCUGCCCCGUCACGCCGCCGCACACCACCACCGGCUCUACUCUCCUUCCUCCUCCUCAUCCUCCUCCCAAGGUCAUUACUCAAAAAUGGGUGAUUCAAGUGAGAAGAAUGGUCAUGGCACUCUAACCCGGGUGCUAUUUUGUGGUCCAUAUUGGCCAGCUUCUACUAACUACACCAAGGAGUAUUUGCAGGACUAUCCAUUCAUUCAGGUUGAUGAAGUAGGUCUUGAGCAGGUACCUGAUGUUAUUGACAACUAUCAUAUAUGUGUAGUAAAAAAUCGGCGUAUAGAUUCAGAUAUCAUUGCCAAGGCAACUCAGAUGAAGAUUAUAAUGCAGUAUGGUGUUGGGUUAGAAGGCGUUGAUGUAAAUGCUGCUACGGAACACAAAAUUAAAGUUGCACGGAUCCCUGGAAGUACGACAGGGAAUGCCGUCUCUUGCGCAGAAAUGGCAAUCUAUCUUGCACUAGGUGUUCUGCGUAAGCAAAAGGAGAUGGACACUGCUGUGAACCGGAAAGACCUUGGUAUUCCAGUUGGAGAUACAUUAUUUGGCAAAACAGUCCUUAUCCUUGGAUUUGGGGCCAUCGGCGUUGAACUUGCCAAGAGGCUAAGACCCUUUGGAGUAAAAAUUCUUGCUACCAAAAGAAACUGGUCAUCAGACACAAUGCCAUCUGACGUUGAUGAGCUAGUUGACAAGAAAGGUGGCCCAGAAGACAUGUAUGAAUUUGCUGGUGAAGCUAACAUUGUUAUAACAUGCAUGACCUUAACCAACGAAACAGUUGGAAUUGUGGAUCAUAAGUUCAUUUCAUCAAUGAAAAAGGGAUCAUAUCUGGUCAACAUUGCCAGGGGACGGUUGCUGGACUACAAGGCUGUGUUUGAUCACCUGGAAUCGGGCCAUUUAGCUGGUUUGGGGAUCGAUGUUGCUUGGAUGGAGCCAUUUGAUCCAGAGGAUCCUGUUCUGAAAUUCCCAAACGUUAUUAUAACACCGCAUGUGGCUGGUGUCACUGAAUAUUCGUACAGAACUAUGGCAAAGUCUGUUGGUGACACUGCCCUCCAGCUUCACUCAGGUCAGCCGUUCACGGAAGUAGAGUUUGUCAACUAAAAAAGGAAAAUUCUCAGGCAGCAGCCAUAACUGCUGUUACUAUCAUUAGUAGCGAAUAAUGGGUCCGGCGAUAUGUAACCAGAUGUUUGAUGGUGAUCUCCAUGAAAAUUGAAAACUCCGCCACUGGCUGGAUUGUAGUGUUAGCGAGUCAUUUUCUUGCAACAUUGCUUCAUCAGCUAAUAAUAAUGUGGUCCCCUGAAUCCCCUGAA